CGGCGCCUCGGGAAAAUGGGAGCUGCUGCAAAGUUGGCGUUUGCCGUCUUUCUCAUCUCUUGUUCUUCAGGUGCUAUCCUUGGUAGAUCAGAGACUCAGGAGUGUAUUUAUUAUAAUGCUAAUUGGGAGAGAGAUAGAACCAAUCGAACUGGUGUGGAACCAUGUUAUGGUGACAAAGAUAAACGGCGGCAUUGUUUUGCUACCUGGAAGAAUAUUUCUGGUUCCAUUGACAUAGUAAAGCAAGGCUGUUGGCUGGAUGAUAUCAACUGCUAUGACAGGACUGAUUGUAUAGAAAAAAAAGACAGCCCUGAAGUUUAUUUUUGUUGCUGUGAAGGCAAUAUGUGUAAUGAAAGGUUUGCUUAUUUUCCUGAAACAGAAGUCACACAGCCUACUUCGAAUCCAGUUACACCUAAGCCACCCUAUUAUAACAUCUUGCUCUAUUCCUUGGUGCCACUUAUGUUAAUUGCAGGGAUUGUGAUUUGUGCAUUUUGGGUGUACAGACAUCAUAAGAUGGCCUACCCUCCUGUACUUGUCCCAACUCAACACGCCUUUCAUAUAAUGAUAGAGGAUCCAGGACCACCCCCACCUUCUCCGUUGCUAGGGUUGAAACCCCUGCAGUUAUUAGAAGUGAAAGCAAGGGGAAGAUUUGGCUGUGUCUGGAAAGCCCAGUUGCUCAAUGAGUAUGUGGCUGUCAAAAUAUUUCCCAUACAGGACAAACAGUCAUGGCAAAAUGAAUAUGAAGUCUAUAGUUUGCCUGGAAUGAAACAUGAGAACAUAUUACAGUUCAUUGGUGCAGAGAAACGAGGCACCAGUGUUGAUGUGGAUCUUUGGCUAAUAACAGCAUUCCAUGAAAAGGGUUCACUGUCAGACUUUCUUAAGGCUAAUGUGGUCUCUUGGAAUGAAUUGUGUCAUAUUGCAGAAACUAUGGCUAGAGGAUUGGCUUAUUUACACGAGGAUAUACCUGGCCUAAAAGAUGGCCACAAACCCGCCAUAUCUCACAGGGACAUCAAAAGUAAAAAUGUGCUGUUGAAAAACAACCUGACAGCUUGCAUUGCUGACUUUGGGUUGGCUUUGAAGUUUGAGGCUGGCAAAUCUGCAGGUGAUACUCAUGGUCAGGUUGGUACCCGGAGAUAUAUGGCUCCAGAGGUAUUAGAGGGUGCCAUAAACUUCCAACGGGAUGCAUUUUUAAGGAUAGAUAUGUAUGCCAUGGGAUUAGUCCUGUGGGAGCUGGCUUCUCGUUGUACUGCUGCAGACGGCCCCGUGGAUGAAUACAUGUUGCCAUUUGAGGAGGAAAUUGGCCAGCAUCCAUCUCUCGAGGACAUGCAGGAAGUUGUGGUACAUAAAAAGAAGAGGCCAGUUUUAAGAGAUUAUUGGCAGAAACAUGCUGGAAUGGCAAUGCUUUGUGAAACAAUAGAAGAAUGUUGGGAUCAUGAUGCAGAAGCCAGGUUAUCAGCGGGGUGUGUAGGUGAAAGAAUUACCCAGAUGCAAAGACUAACAAAUAUCAUUACAACAGAGGACAUUGUAACAGUGGUCACAAUGGUGACAAAUGUUGACUUUCCCCCCAAAGAAUCUAGUCUAUGAUGGUUGCACCAUGUGUACACACUGAGAAACAGAACUCUGAACUGGAGCUGCUAAGCUAACAGAACUGCUUACAGUUUAUUUCUGCGUGAAAUGAGCAGAAUGUCUCCCAGACGUGGCAGAAAGAAGGCCCUCAUUUAAAAAUGUGGCUCUGGAAGACAUUGGUAUUGCCUACAGCUGAUGUGAAGGACACAAAACUAAGAAAAGUUGCAAACUAUAAACUUUUGAAAAAAGUGUACAUGAAGAAUGUGGCCCUCCAAAUCACAAGGAUCUCUUGGACCUGGCUGGCUAAUCAAGUGUUUGAAAACUGACAUCAGAUUUCUUAAUGUCUGUCAGAAGACACUAAUUCCUUAAAUGAACUACUGCUAUUUUUUUUAAAUCAAAUACUUUUCAUUUCAGAUUUUAAAAAGGGUAACUUGUUUUUAUUGCAUUUGCUGUUGUGUUUCUAUAAAUGACUAUUGUAAUGCCAAUAUGACACAGCUUGUGAAUGUUUAGUGUGCUGCUGUUCUGUGUACAUAAACAGUCAUCAAAGUGGGGUACAGUAAAGAGGCUUCCAAGCAUUACUUUAACCUCCCUCAACAAGGUAUACCUCAGUUCCACGGUUGCUAAAUUAUAAAAUUGAAAACACUAACAAAAUCUGAAUAAUAAAUUUAUCAAUGUUUUGUAACAA
Molecule: messenger RNA, 2248 nt
Organism: Suncus etruscus (white-toothed pygmy shrew)
Lineage: Eukaryota; Metazoa; Chordata; Mammalia; Eulipotyphla; Soricidae
Gene: ACVR2A
Product: activin A receptor type 2A
Exons: 12
Coding region: 16-1581 (521 amino acids)
Biological process (GO): activin receptor signaling pathway; protein phosphorylation; cellular response to growth factor stimulus
Cellular component (GO): plasma membrane; activin receptor complex
Molecular function (GO): ATP binding; activin receptor activity; activin binding
Source: RefSeq, a predicted model, not a curated record